Molecule: messenger RNA, 558 nt
Organism: Striga hermonthica
Lineage: Eukaryota; Viridiplantae; Streptophyta; Magnoliopsida; Lamiales; Orobanchaceae
Source: the annotation of a GenBank genome assembly
AUGGCAUCAGUUGGUAAAAUGGGCUUGCAAAAGUAUUUACUACAACUGCAGCAACACCCUUUGAGAACCAAGGUGAUAACAGCGGGAUUUUUGUCGGCGAUUAGUGAUGUAGUCGCGCAGAAGCUUUCGGGCAUUCCGAGGCUCCAGCUCAAACGCCUUCUUCUCAAAGUGAUAUUUGGGGCCGCAUAUCUUGGUCCAUUCGGGCAUUUUUUUCACAUUGCGCUCGAUAAAAUAUUCAGAGGAAGGAAGGAUAAAAAGACUGUAGCAAAGAAGGUGGUGCUCGAGCAACUGACAUCUUCACCUUGGAACAACUUGCUUUUCAUGCUAUAUUAUGGGUUUGUUAUCGAAGGCAGACCUUGGAUCCAUGUAAAGUCUAAAAUUAAGAAAGAAUAUCCAACUGUUCAGUAUACGGCAUGGACUUUUUGGCCUGUGGUUGGAUGGGUGAAUCAUCAAUAUGUGCCAUUACAGUUCCGAGUUAUUGUCCAAAGUGUCGUUGCCUGUUUUUGGGCAAUCUUUCUGAAUCUAAGGGCAAGAUCAAUGGCGCUGACCAAAGGUUAA